This is a messenger RNA of Hevea brasiliensis (rubber tree), 4081 nucleotides long. Its product is annotated as putative pentatricopeptide repeat-containing protein At1g12700, mitochondrial. Lineage: Eukaryota; Viridiplantae; Streptophyta; Magnoliopsida; Malpighiales; Euphorbiaceae. The record is from RefSeq and is a predicted model, not a curated record. The transcript has 2 exons. Gene Ontology annotation, molecular function: protein binding. The coding region runs from base 69 to 1904 and encodes 611 amino acids.
GAUGAUGGAUGGAUAGUUGCUGUACAGUCUCUCUUUCGCCCUGAACACACAAAGCCCUCUCUCUCAAGAUGAUAAUGGCGGCGCGGAGGAUUUUCACAAGUAAUGGGAGAUUCUACCACUUUCAACUGCAAACGGAAAUGGGUAUCAUUCAAUCUCCAUCAUUGUUAUUUACCAAUUACUUCCAUUUUUCCACUUCUACUUCCACUCAUAAACCUAAAGAUGCAAAAUCUCAACGUUUCUUGAGAUCUAAGUUCAAUUCUUCUUCUUUUAGGGACGUUGAUGAUGCCGUAGCUUCCUUUAAUCUUAUCAUUCUUAUGCGUCCUCUGCCUUCAAUUGUUCAAUUUUGUCGAUUUUUAUCUGCUCUUGUGGGAAUGAAACAAUAUCACAUGGUUAUUUCUUUGUCCAGAACAAUUGAGUCUCUAGGAAUCUCACACAAUGUUUAUUCUCUUUCUAUAUUGAUUAACUGUUUCUGCCGCUUACACCUUGUGAAUUUUGGCUUCUCAAUUUUGGGGAAAUUUAUCAAAUUUGGAUUGGAGCCCAAUACUGUGACAUUUACUACCUUAAUCAAUGGGCUCUGUAUAGAUGGUAAAAUCAAUGGAGCUGUAGAAUUUUUCAAUGAUAUGGUUACUGGAGGAUAUCAACCUAAUGUUCGUACCUACAAUGUGAUAGUAAAUGCUCUAUGUAAAUGUGGGAAAACAAAUGUGGCUAUUGAGUUGCUAAAGGGAAUGGGUGAGAGAGGUUGUGAGCCAAAUGUUGUGACAUAUAAUGCAAUUAUUGAUGCUUUUUGCAAGGAUAAGCUAGUUAUUGAGGCUUUAGACCUCUUCUCUCGGAUGAGGAAUAAAGGUAUUUCACCUGAUGCUGUCACUUACACCUGCUUAAUUCAAGGUCUUUGCAAUAUUGGCAAAUGGAAUCAAGCGUCAGCCUUGUUGAAAGAAUUGGUGGGGCAAAACAUAUCACCAGACAUUCUUCUCUUCAAUAUAUUGAUUGACACUCUUUGUAAGGAAGGACUGGUGUCAAAAGCUCAAGAAAUAAUGAAAAUAAUGAUCCAAAAGCGCGUGAAGCCUAAUUUUGUCACUUACAAUUCAUUGAUGGCUGGAUUUUGUAUGUGUAGCCAAAUAGAUGAAGCUAGAAAACUGUUUAAUCAGAUGUUAAGCAGUGGCAUAGCUGAUGUAAUUAGCUUCAACAUCUUGAUUAAUGGAUACUGCAAGAGCAAAAGGAUAGAUGAAGCAGUAAAACUUUUUGAUGAAAUGCGUAAAACUACUUUAAUUCCCAACACUAUUACUUAUAAUACUCUUAUAAAGGGUUUGUGGGAGGCUGGGCAAUCUGGAACUGCACUAGAGGUUUUCAAGAACAUGUGUUCUUAUGGUCAGCAGCCAAAUAGAAUUACUUAUUCAAUCAUUCUUGAUGGCUUGUGCAAACAAGGGUAUCUUGAUGAGGCGCUUACACUAUUUAAAGCGAUGGAAAAGAGUCGGUUGAAGCCUAAUUGUGUGAGCUAUAACAUUUUGAUCGGUGGUAUGUGCAGAGCUGGGAGGCUUAAUGAUGCCAAGGAACUAUUUUCUAGGCUUUUUGAAAAAGGUUUACAGCCUAAUGUUUAUACAUAUAGUAUAAUAAUAAACGGCCUUUGUAAAGAAGGAUUACUAGAUGAGGCAUACAAAGUUUUUAGAGGAAUGGAAGAGAGAGGAUGUUUACCGGAUAAUUGUUGUUAUAAUCUGAUUAUUCAAGGGUUUCUCAGGCAUAAGGAUGUACCAAGGGCAACACAGCUUAUUGAUGAAAUGGUUGAUAAAGGAUUCUCUGCAGAUGCCACCACCUUCGAAUUGGUAAUACAUUUAUCGUGCAAUGAUGAUCUCAUUCUGAGAAAAUUACGAAAUCGUUCCGAAGGUUCUAAAGGUGUAAAUUUGAAGUGAUAACAAUCAAGACAUAGUCAACGGAUGAAUGAGGUCUUUAUUAUGUUGUGAAUUAUUGGUACUUCAUUUCAAUCUAUUUCAUGUGAGUACAAUUACAAUUCUCUAGUUAGUUACUUUCCCUUUUUACAAGAAAUUGUAUAUUAGCACUAGCAUUAUGUUUUUAGGUUGUAUAUGCACAUUAAUAUUAAUGAAUAUGUUUUAUUGUUAAAUCGUUACGAAAGAGUAAAGUAACACGAAUACGUUGAGUAUAGUAAACAGAAUGACUAAGAAAUUACCCUUAUUAGAGGUUCAGCAAUUCAUUAGCACGAAGGUUUUUUGCUAGCUUUGUGGAAAAUUUCAGUUGAAUUUGUGAUGGCUGUCUUCAAUUUGGUCUCAGGAUUUAACAUCUUUGAAAUGUUUCUACAAGCUCAAGCAGGAUGUUGAGGCCUUCAGAAGUGUUCUUCCUAUUAAAAAAUCAUGAAAUUUUUUUUUUUUUUCAGUGGAACCACUUCUAAAGCCACCUCGUAAGCAUUUCAUGUACAUUUUGGACAAUUUAUUGAUAUUUGCAUCACUGUUCAAAUCUACUAGCCUUUUUUCUGCAGUUCACAAACAUUGAGUUCUUCAAUGGGUGUUCUCUGUUUCUUUUUAACAGAAGGAUCCUUGUUUUCUUUCAUAAAGAUGGCAACAGUUAUCAGAGGAACCACCUCUAAAGUCACCUAGGACGGCCAUAGUUGGCAUAAGAAAAAGGACUGAAGAACUAUUGGUUAGUCAUGGGAAUGAGUUAAGAUUUGUUAUUGUGCCUAUGCAGAUACCUUUUCCUUUCCCUUGCGAGAACCUGCUUCGUAUUAUAUUAUAUGGCACUUUCCUUAUCAGUGUAUUUUGUAAAUAGUGUCAAUGUUGGCAAUUCAUUUAUCAACCCACUAUGAUUUUCUAAUUUUUGUUAUAUUCCUAAAAGCAAAAUACUGGCACACUCACUAGAUAAAUCCUAAAAUAUAAUUAUAUUUGGAAUCCCAAGCAAGUUGUUCUUUGCUUAAUUCUUUGUGCAUUUGCAGAUUUCUCACCCUUCUUCUAUACAGGAAAUCAGUGCAUGUGGUGGUUUUUUUCUUGCAAGCAUUUUAUGAUUCCAUAAUCGCAAUUUAUAAUGUGCCUAUUCCCUAAUUGCAACUUUCUGCAUUAUUUUCAGCUUGAUGAUGCAACUGCAAAAGGUAGAAAGUAGUUUGACAGAAAAAAAGAAAGAAAACUAAAACUUCAAAAGAAUUUUAUGUGUCAAUGGUUAGAUUUAAACUAUACUGUGCAAUCUCUUGAAUAUUCAAUCUAAUUCUAUUCAUAAAAAAUAUAUUUCAGUUUAUUUUCUUAUCCCAUGCAAAUUUUCUAAUUUCUAUCUAUUGCCUCAUUGAAACUCAUAUGUUUCACCAUUUUCAGUUGUGGCUAGUGUUGUGUUGUUUGAAUUUGAAAUUAAUUUCAAUAGCCACAUUUAUCUGGCCGGUUAUCACCUGUGUCCUAUUCUGUUCUGUGGCCUCCUAGCACUUGUGCAGGAUCUAGCUGUUCUGCUCCAGGUACAAGUCCUUGUUCUACCAUUCAAGAUCAAGGAACUGUCUUUGAUUUUAUAUCUGAUGAUGAUAUAAAUUUUUGAAAAGUCUGGGCCAAUCGGGGUGGAAGAGGGCUUAAGGGGCUAUGGUCAGCAAGAGAAGCGUAGUUUUCUUGGCCUCUGAGUUUGAGAGCUGAAUAUCUUCUGGCAUCCAGAAAUAGGAAGCGCUGAUGAAAAAGCCGAAAGUUGUUAAUGAUGAUGGCUUUCUGUUCCUGGCAUGGAGGUUAUGGAAAGCGUGAAAUGACCUGAUAACAUCAUCGGUGAAGUAAUCCAUCAAAAGUAUGAAUUAAUUAGUACUCUGUAGCAGAGAAUUACUUCACCAAUCCAGAAUUAAUUCAGCAAUCUCCAGUGUUAAGAGAAUUCUAGUGUGGGUUUCAUUAGAAUAAACUUUGAAUUUCGCACUGUUAAUAUGCUUGUGAGUCUUUCAUCAAAUAUCUCCUCGUAUUUCAAAAUUUAUAUUUUUGUAACUUAUUUUAAAAUUUUCUCAUAUUGUGAUCAAUAUUCUGGAGUUGAUGUAUAGUAUUGAUAGCAUAUGAAAAUUACACUUUUUUUGUAAAACUCUUAAGAUAUAUGCAGCUUCUGUAUCUACACAUCAAGUCACUUUUUGACC